GCAGGGCCCUCUCCUCUCACACACUGACCGCCUGAGCCCACUCCUGUACCCACACACUGAGCAGAGUCAUCAUGUCUGGAGACAAGUCGAAAUCUGCUUCCCAGACCGACGGCAAGGCCGCCCAGGGGAAGAGAUCUGAGAUGGGCAUGAACGCCUACAAGAUGUGCGUCUUCGACCAGGAGAACUUCCAGGGCCGCUGUAUGGAGAUCACCAAUGAGUGCAUGAACGUGUGUGACAUGGGCAUGGACAGGGUCCGCUCCCUGCGUGUCGACUGCGGGCCUUUCGUGGGUUAUGAGCAGAUGAACUUCUGUGGUGAGAUGUUCAUCCUGGAGAAGGGAGAGUACCCUCGCUGGGACUCCUGGAGCAACUGUCAGAAGAACGACUACCUGCUGUCCUUCAGGCCCGUCCGCAUGGACCCUGAGAAGCACAAGAUCUGCCUGUUCGAGGUUGGAGAGUUCAAGGGUCGUAAGAUGGAGAUCAUGGAUGAUGAUGUUCCCUCUCUGUUCUCCUACGGAUUCACCGAUAGGGUCGGCAGCAUCAUGGUCAGCUGCGGAAGCUGGGUGGGUUACCAGUUCCCUGGAUACCGUGGUUCCCAGUACCUCCUGGAGAAGGGUGAGUACCGGCACUUCAAUGAGUUCAGCGCCCGGCACCCCCAGUUCCAGUCUGUGAGGCGUAUCCGCGACAUGCAGUGGCACCAGCACGGCUGCUACACCUUGUCCAGCAAGUGAGGGUCCCAGAGGGCGAGAAAGAGAGUGAGUGGAGGAGAGGCGGAGGAAGGGCACAGUAGAGGAGGAGGAGGAGGAGUUAGGGG
This is a messenger RNA of Oncorhynchus gorbuscha (pink salmon), 811 nucleotides long. Its product is annotated as beta-crystallin B1-like. Gene Ontology annotation, biological process: visual perception; lens development in camera-type eye. Gene Ontology annotation, molecular function: structural constituent of eye lens. The transcript has 6 exons. Bases 72 to 728 code for a protein of 218 amino acids. The record is from RefSeq and is a predicted model, not a curated record. Lineage: Eukaryota; Metazoa; Chordata; Actinopteri; Salmoniformes; Salmonidae.